Molecule: messenger RNA, 741 nt
Organism: Aureobasidium musti
Lineage: Eukaryota; Fungi; Ascomycota; Dothideomycetes; Dothideales; Saccotheciaceae
Source: the annotation of a GenBank genome assembly
AUGUCGAGUCCUUCAUCAGUACAGAUCUCACCGGAGGGUCAAAGUCAGAAAGAACUACGAAACCUCGGCACAUUCUUCUCAGACAAGACACUUUCAGAUGUCAUCGUCAAGUUUGGCGACCAGGAGAUCUUUGCUCACAGAAUUAUCCUUGUGAAGAGUUCUGUCUGGUUUGAGAAAGCCCUGCUUGGAGAUCUCAAGGUAGGUCAACAUGUCAGACCCGCUGUGACUGCCAUGCUCAGGUUCUUCUAUGACGGCACUUAUCGUCUGGAUGGACUCAAAGGCAACUCCGCUGACCAGCACCUGACCAUGUAUCGACUCGCCGAUCUCUACGAUGCCAGUAGUCUGCGCAAGCAGGCCUCACGCCACUUGAUUAACCAGUUCAGCCAAGACCGCUACCACACCAAUUCUGCUGACCAGUAUCGCAUGGCAGACCAAGUCAUUCGCUCAAUCCAGCAGAUCAUCGGACCUAGCGCAGACACUUUCGCCGACAACAGUAUCCAGGAAGACGUCUUCAAGUUCAUCAUCGAACAAGCAAGCUCCAUGUACAAGAAUGAGCUAUUCCAGGAGCUGUUGGGCGACGGAAGUAUGUUCAGCGAGUCGUUUGCUCGCCGCUUCUUCCAGAAGACCGGUGAGCUCAUCACCCGUCUGCAGAGAAACAGAUCAGACGAUUGGGGCGCGACCCCCUUCUCGCCAUACUACACCCCCUUACAGCUGGGAAACCGACACAUGGGGAGUCUGUGA